Poecilia latipinna (sailfin molly) is the source of this 2447-nucleotide messenger RNA. RefSeq names its product cyclin E1 (gene ccne1). The record is from RefSeq and is a predicted model, not a curated record. Bases 352 to 1656 code for a protein of 434 amino acids. The transcript has 12 exons. NCBI's taxonomy places the organism in Eukaryota, Metazoa, Chordata, Actinopteri, Cyprinodontiformes, Poeciliidae.
AACUUAAAUUUUUGCUUCUUUUAACAAAGUGUAAAAAUACCAUCGUGAUGAUGUAAAAGCUAGGCAUUUCAACUGCAUCACACGGAGGUGAGAAGAGUGAAAAUAGUCACGUAAAAAGCGGCUUAGUGUGGAGGUUUAGCCCCAAUUUAAAUGAACUCCUGACUGACGUCACAGCGUCGACUCAUCUGUUCUGUGCAAGGCGCGAGCUCAGCUCAGACUACCGAACAAAGCGGCCAGAAGUCCGAGCAACAGCCACGCGCUCAUAUUUUAUAUCUGACACUGAGAAGAGUGAACUUCAAGGGCAGAGACCUGAGGUUUGCUCUGAACGUUUGAGCGGCCUUUGAGAGGAUAAUGCGGGGACAACAGGAAGACAAGGAACCGAAGUCUGCCGCAGUCGGAGCUCCCAAAGUGAAUACAGUACGAACGAGAAAGAGGAAGGCAGAUGUUGCUAUUUUUUUACCAGACCUGGAUGAAGAGGUAGACGAGAUGACAAAGAAAAAGCACCGUGAGUCUGAGCAGGUGAGCUGCAGUCUUGAGGUGGAUUGCAGAAGUCCUCGCAGCUGGACCUCCACUCCGCCUCAGGAGGAGGACCAGCAGGGCUCCCUGACCAGUGCGGGCCUCUUUCACUACAACUUUCACAACAUCUUUGUAACGCCGGUUCACUGCACUCCGCUCCCCACGCUGUGCUGGGCCAGUAAGGAUGUGGUGUGGAGCAACAUGCUGAAGAAGGACAAGACCUACUCCAGGGACAUCCACAUGCUGGAGAAGCAUCCGCAUCUGGAGCCCAAGAUGAGGGCCAUCCUCUUGGACUGGCUUAUGGAGGUAAGCGAGGUGUACAAACUGCACAGAGAGACGUAUCACCUCGCUCAGGACUACUUUGAUCGCUUCAUGGCCACACAGAGGAACAUCUUCAAAUCCACACUGCAACUCAUUGGCAUUACGUGUCUUUUCAUUGCUGCCAAAGUGGAGGAGAUGUAUCCUCCAAAAAUCCACCAGUUUGCCUACGUUACAGACGAAGCCUGCACAGAAGAUGAGAUUCUCAAUAUGGAGAUCAUUAUCAUGAAGGAGUUGAACUGGAGUCUCAGUCCACAGACUCCCAUCUCCUGGCUCAACGUCUACAUGCAGGUGGCCUACCUGAAGGACACUGAGGAGCUGCUGAUCCCCAGAUAUCCUCAGGAGACCUUCACACAGAUCGCUGAGUUGCUGGAUCUGUGUAUGCUUGAUGUGAGGUGCCUCGAGUUUUCCAAUGGCAUCCUUGCUGCGUCUGCACUGUUUCACUUUUCCUCACUGGAGCUAGUGGAAAAUGUCUCAGCUCUCAAGAGGGUGGAGGUGGAAGAGUGUGUGAGGUGGAUGGUCCCGUUUGCCAUGGUGCUGCGAGAGGCCGGCGGCUCACCAAUGAAAACCUUCACUGGGAUCGCUGCAGACGACAUGCACAACAUCCAGAGCCACUCGUCAUUCCUUUCAUUACUGACCAAGGCCCAGUCCUACCACAGCGUGGACCUGAAGCAUCCCAGCAGCUGUCCCGUUCCCUCUGGCGUCCUGACUCCGCCUCUGAGCAGUGAAAAAACAGACGAGUUGAAUGGAGCUGAGACUUCAGGACCCACAGUCAGACCACGGAUGUAUACGCCUCCCCUCCAGACACAUCUGCCAGAGUAGAAAACACUUCAGCCUGGACCUAAAAGACAGACAGAUUGCCAACCUAACCUGUUUAGAAGGACACAGGAGGUUCUCAGUGCUUCUGUAGACAGGCUGGCUUCAGUUAAAGAUGAGGUAGAAGCUCCCUGACCUGCAGCAACGUCACCGAUUCAACCCUUCCUUCAGUCUGCAAGCAGAGGUGGGAUUAGGACGAUGUGAGGCAAUCUGUUAGGUUCCUAUCCUUGUUUCCUAUACAGGGACAAUAUAGAGGUGACAUUUUACAGAUUCUAUACUUGAUUGUAUGCAUGUGUUUUAACAGUGAUUGGUGUGUGCAUAAUUGUUUUUUUUUCUAUUAUAUAUAUUUUUACCAUUUUGCGUCUCAUUCGCCCAAUAACUAUUUCUAGGGUCAUAUUUGGUCCUAUGUGCUGCUAUGAAGUGGGCUCUGCAUGAUGGGAAAUGUUUGUGUGCAAGAAAUGGCAUGUUCUUCUUUAGUUUCCUUCUCUGGUGUUGUCGGCUGAAAUGUGACCAGCGGCCGUGUCUUUGGGACCAGUAGCUUGGCUACCUCAAAGUGAACCAGCCAGGCUUUAAAAGCUACAACAUUGAUUGUAUUUAAUGUUUUUUUUUCUCACACUUUGCAGUUUUUUUUCUCCCCAUCAAAAUGUCAGAUUUCUAUUUUUCUUCGUAUAUAAAAUGCUGCUACAUGUUUUACAUUAAAGGUUAAGAUUUUUGUGAUAUCCAUGGAUUAGCCUUUUCUAAAGGCACUUUUUUCUAAAAAGGUUAUAAAGUUUUGAAAUUCUGUUUAAAUGUAAAAG